Molecule: messenger RNA, 702 nt
Organism: Diaporthe amygdali
Lineage: Eukaryota; Fungi; Ascomycota; Sordariomycetes; Diaporthales; Diaporthaceae
Exons: 3
Coding region: 1-702 (233 amino acids)
Biological process (GO): negative regulation of DNA-templated transcription
Cellular component (GO): nucleus
Molecular function (GO): transcription factor binding; transcription corepressor activity
Source: RefSeq, a predicted model, not a curated record
AUGGAUCCAGCAGACAAAGUCGACCGUGAUGCGACCACCCCGUUUCUACUGAAGGUCUUUUACAGGACUGGCGCCUUCCACAGGCCAGACGAGUUCUCGGCGCCUCACAACCUCCCUCACAUUGCCUUCCACACCUGGCCCUCAGCGACCCUUGCCGAACUCAGCCAGCAGCUCGCUGCCACCGCGCCACACCUGCUCCCCUCGCCGGCCAUAGGCACACGGCUGGCCUUUCGCCUCCUCUACUACGAUACACGCGGCGGCGCGGGAGAUCAGGACCAGGCGCCGGCGCGCUGCGUCGUGAAGGACCUGGGCUCGGUAGUGAUAGGCGACGGCGGGCCGGGGAUAUCGACAGACACGGACGAUGUCGGCGGGGAGACAGAGGAAGGCAGGCUACGGAUGGGCGCUACAGUAGGCUCGGCCGCCGAGAGCGCAAAGUCACUGGCCGACGCGCGGUUCGUGGUCGGCGACUACCUUUCGUGCGCGAUACUGCCGCCCUCUCCGGCGGACGGGAGUGUGCAGCCCGCCUCGGCGGCGAGAGCCGGGCGGGGAUACGGCGCAGGACAAGCGAGGAGCGUGGUCGAUCCUGGGCCGCCGCCGAUGAGCAGGGGCCGGGAUGGCUGGUCUGCGAACAUGUAUGGGACCAGAGCCGCAGGUGGCGCCAGCUUCCGCGCGCCGCCGGUCGAGGCGAUCGUCAAGGCAUAG